Molecule: messenger RNA, 2679 nt
Organism: Peromyscus maniculatus bairdii (prairie deer mouse)
Lineage: Eukaryota; Metazoa; Chordata; Mammalia; Rodentia; Cricetidae
Source: RefSeq, a predicted model, not a curated record
AGAUGCCUGUAAACACAUUUGGACCAUCACAGGUCACCUGUGACAAGUAAGUGCUGUCUGAUACCGGACACACUUGCCACUCAGGUCAGCUGAUCAGACAAGGACAACCAAUUAUCUUCCUCUAUUGUACUGUGGGUUGCUGAUACUCUUCCUCCAACCAUGGCAGAAAAUUUUCAAAGUGCACCUUUCUUUGGAACAGAAUGUGCUCUGCAGGCCUCUGUACCUGAGCUGAGGAAUGCCAUACCCUUAGCAGGAAGUGUGUACAACUUCUCCAGGGUCUCCACCCCAGCUGUGAGUGCAGCAUGGCUCCUGCCAUCAGACUCCACAACUUGUUGCCAGCAGCUCAUGGACAGUGCCUACCCCUACCUACCAGCUGGCACAACCAUGGUGACUUCGCUGACUGACCAGGGCCAGAUGUCUGCCUCACCACUCUCCUAUCCAGGUGUUCUCCAGUGGGAUCCCAUGGGAAACACUGACCAGAGGGGAGCUGCACUCCAGGACUUCACUGUAACUAUCACUGACCAGAAUACCACAUUCUCCUCCUUCUCUAGGACAGCCCAGGGUGAUAAUAUUUUAGAUCCCAAUUCCUUAGUCCUUUCCUAUCCAACACUGUCUGCCAACCUUCUUCUGGCCACACCACCACAGGCACCAAAUCAAGGAUACAGCCUGGCACCUUCCUACCUGGAGGGCAGCCACUUCUAUUACUAUGACCUCAAUAGCCUGGGCCCUCAGAUGGCUGGUGAACUCAGGCAGUGCCUGCAGGCCUGUGGCUCUGUGUCCUACUCUGGGGGUCAGGCCUCUGCCCUGAAACCAGAGAUAGUGAUGAUGCCAAAGGAGAUUCAGUCAACAGAUAUCCAAACACCCUUCUCCACCUCUGCCAUGUACUAUGCCACACCUGCUCAAGACAUGCCAGACACCAGUCUUCAAGUAUACCUGAGUCCAGACCUCUGCAAUGCCUGCACACAGGAUGUCCAGAAGUCACCACCUGUCCAUGGGGACUGGUCAUUAACUGCCCCCAGCGACAGUCCUUCAGAAUUCCUGCCCUUGCCUCCUGCUCCAAUCUUGGAACAAACAGAGAAUAACGACUUGGAUUUGAUGACACAUGAUCUAUCAACUCUUCUGGAUGCCUAUGAGGGCAUAAAAGAAAACCAAGACCCAUCACUUCUCCCUUUAGCACAUGCCAACAUGCAUCAGGCCCUGAACUACACUGAUUCAGGGAUCCUAAAACAGAAGCUUUCUCCUGACAAUGCCACCUUGGGAAGCAGCAGCCUUGGUCAGGAUGAGCCUGGGGUGCUGCAGAGUGCGAUGGACUCCAGCAUGGACUUUGCAGACAUGACUACACUGGUGGCAGAUACUCACCUUCCCAGAUUCUUCAACUCAAUCACUGAUAUGAACCCAUUGCAAGAUCCCACAGCAACCCAAUCCAAAGAUAUCAGCAGGGAUCAGGUCCAGGAAAGCUCCAGCACCAUCAGUGUACCCAUGGACCAAGUGAGAAAGAAUGGCCAGAAAGCCUCUGAGAUGCUAGAUGGGUCUCCUCAGGCCAGAAUCCAGCUCCAGGACCUGGUGAAGGAAGAAGAGGCUGUGGGCAGUGCUGGGUCCAGUGAAGGGGCUAUUGACAACAUGCCUAAGAACUUGGAGGGCAGAGCCCAGAAAGCCAUACCCAGCACGCCCAGCAGAGCAAGGACUCAGGGGCAAGACAAGACCAAGAGAUCCAGAGAAAACAACUGCAAGAAAACAGAGGAGCUCAAGCAGUCAAGGAACAGAGUCAAGGCAGAUGAAAACACCACCAUGCCAAAGAACAAGAGGAAGAGGAAUCCACCUGAGCUCAGCCACAACAGCUUUAAAAAGCCUCGAACUCGCCUCGGCAUGCACAUGCUAGAAUCCGUGCAAGUCUUUCACAGACUGGGGAAGAAGAGUGAGAAGAAAACUGGCAUCUCUUCCUCCCGGGCUCGGCUAAACUUCAGCAGCAACAAAGAUCCCAGGGCAGGCCCAGCCACCACAUCACUUCUGGAUGUGCCAUGUGAUGGCCGAGGCCCUGGCAAAACCCCGAGCAAUGCUCAGAGACCAGAGAGCAAUGCUCACAGGGAGUGUCAUCCAUCUCCAUCCCAGUAUGAGCUGCCCCCUCCUGGCAAGGUGAAGUUAGUACCUCUGCCUUUUCCAGCCCUGGACAAGCCUCAAGCCAGACUGGUUUCUAAGAAGCCUCUCUCCCUGGCUUCACAUGGGACCCCUACACUGUACCCUGUGAGACCUCAUUCUAACUCAGCUCAGUCUACCACACCCAAGCCAUCUAAACCAGCUCCUGCCAGCACUUCUUUGAUGGCCUCUGACAAGCUAGUUCUGCCUAUUGCUACCAGUGCCACACUAGAUAACAUAACCAACCCCAUCCAGUCUUGCACUGGGCCUCAGCCAGCUGUCCAUAGGCCAGUAUCCUACAGGGCAUCAUCUCACCCUUCACUACAGAGGGAGCUUGCCUCUGCUGACAAGAACAAGGCCCCAUCACCUCCCAAACCUCAAAUCCAACAUCUGCUGCAAGACUUCAGCCGCCAACCAAUUCCAUGGGGGAAAGUUGACAUUCUAGGGCCAGUCAUCUCACAGCCCAUCACAGAAGAGCAGAGGCCAGAGAGGGAGGCCAUGAAGAGGCGGGCUCAACAGGAGAGAGAGAAUGCCGCCAAGUACACG